Messenger RNA from Danio aesculapii, 1588 nucleotides. RefSeq names its product emerin (gene emd). The coding region runs from base 104 to 661 and encodes 185 amino acids. The record is from RefSeq and is a predicted model, not a curated record. The transcript has 8 exons. Lineage: Eukaryota; Metazoa; Chordata; Actinopteri; Cypriniformes; Danionidae.
CAGGAAGUGAUGUCUUUCUCCUCCUCCAGCGCGACCAGCGAUCUGCCAGCGACACGCCCAGCUCAAGAAAGCACCUUUUUUACGUUCUGGAAUCAUUUACGAUAUGUCGUCAUUAAGUGUGAAAUCGGAUAAGGAGAUCACCCAGCUGCUGGAUGAAUAUGGCAUUAAACAUGGACCCAUAGUAGAAUCCACAAGGAAGCUCUAUGAAAAGAAACUGAAUGAGGCCAUGGCCAAAAAAACCAAGCCUUCCUCACCUGACAAAACUUACUACAGAGAAGAACAGGAAGAAGUGGAAUAUGUUACCUAUCAUCAGCCCCAACAACAAACAAGACACGAAGUAUAUGGGGACGUCACAAGGAGGUCAAAGGCCAGCGAUUCAGAUUUUGCCCACGAUGUGGGGUCAAAGUUGUCAGCUUACAGAGAUGAUGUUGACUAUACCAACGAGCCUGUCAUCCGCCAGUCUCACUCAGCCUAUCAGAGCUCUUCUCGUCCGUCAGGUUCUAAACCCAUACAGCAUGCAGUGAGUGCAGCGAGCAGCAGAUCUGCAGGUGUGCCGGCAUGGCUGCGCAUCCUGGUGUUUCUCAUCAUCGCUGCCUUUCUGUAUUAUGUGUACACAUCUAUGGAGCCCGCAGAAGAGACGCCCUUCAAAACCAUACAGUAGAUCACAUUAAUAAUCAUCAGCCCCAAACCAAACUCACUUAUUUAAACAUCCACCAAAAAUAGAGCUUGAUGUAAAAGCAAGCAAUGUUCUCUGAUAGUUGUUCUACCAGCAGGAAUUGGUGUAAUAUGUUAGUCAAAUAUUUGUCUUGCACAUUUUUUUUUUUUAUAAAGAAACAGAAACAAGUGAAAGCUGUAUUUUUUUUUUAUUUUUAUGAUGACUGGGGCAUUUACGCAUUUUAGAGCUUAUUUUCUUUCAAACUGAAUGUUAACAUCUUUAUGCUGUGGCCGUAUGUUUGAGGCUAAUGUUCUUGGGAUAUUCUGUAAAGCUUUAUUUGGUAUGCUACAUCUGUUUGCUUUUUUUUUUCUUGGUUUAAACCGUUUUUUCCUAUGAUUUUUAAGGUGCUGAAUUCUUCUGAAGCUGAGCAGAUUUAAUACACACAUUGUGCUAUUGUAUAUGUACAUUAAAAUGCACAUGUAGAGGGAGGCACAAGCACGCACACACUACAUUUACAUUAGUAGUAACACCAUGAGUGCCUUUGUUACGAUUGUUAUUAAAGUAUAAAAUAUAUAUUGUAUAAAUUGGUCAUUUUUGUUUAAAGUAUUAUCCUCUUACUAGACAAUAUUGAUAACACUAUUAGAAUGCAUUGCUAAUUUUUUGCUUUAUGAUUUAUUUUAAUAUAGUUUCCUGAAAAGUAGCUAAGCUACUGAUAUACAAAUAUUGAGUUUUGAUUAGAUACUUAUGUUCCAUUGUGUGAAUUAUGGAAAGUAAAUGAACAGAAAAUGUUUAAACAUGUCAAAUUAGAAAAUGACAUUUAACAAUAUAAACAAACCACUUGUAAAAUAUCUGCUUACCUUGGCUGGCAGUUGUGUUUUCCUGUAUGCAUCAGCUUUAAAUGCUUUUUGAACAAAAUAAAGUUGUUUUAAGAAA